AUGAACUCCACCGUACCUGUGGACAGCCUGAAUGAAGCCCUGACUAAGAACCUGAUCUCCUUCACUCUGAGCUUCAUCAUUAACUGCAUCAACGGUGCUUUUGUUUACAUCUUCUGUAAGAGCGAAGUGUUCCAGCGAGACCCCAGGUAUGUGCUGUACAUCCACCUGGUGAUCAAUGACAUGAUUAUGCUGACAGCUUCUGUGACGCUGCAGAUCCUGACCUACACUGUCCGCCUGAGCUUUGCUCCCUGCUGCAUCAUGCUGCUCAUCCUAGUCACCACCAAUAAGAACAGCCCUCUGAACCUGGCUGGCAUGGCCGUGGAGCGCUACAUCGCUGUCUGCCGACCUCUCCAUCACACUCAGAUCUGCACUGUGCAGUGGGCCUACACUCUGAUCGCACUGAUGUGGGGCGUCUCCUUCAUCCCUGCCAUCUCAAAUGUCAUCAUCCUCCUCAUCACACGGCCCCUUAUUGUGUUCUCAAAGAACAUCCUCUGUUUCCCCUCCUUAACGUACAACACAUCACACCACAAGACACAGAAUGUGGUUGUCGAGGUCCUCCUGUGUUCCUUCGUCUUCCUGACUCUGAUCGUCACCUACCUGAACGUCCUCUGUGCUGCUCAGGCUGCUUCUGCUUCCAUCCAGGCCUCAGCUAGAAACGCUCGCAACACCAUCCUGCUGCACGGAGUCCAGCUGCUCAUCUGCAUGCUGUCCUACACGUCCCCCUUCAUCAACCUCACUCUAGUCACUGCUUGGCCACGCGAGCGCACCAAGAUCUUCUUCGCCACCUUCCUGUUGACUAACGUGCUUCCACGUCUGCUCAGUCCGCUCAUCUACGGCGUCAGAGACAAGAAGUUCAGCAGCCAAAUCAGGAUGCACUUCUGCAGCAAAUGCAGAAAGUCAGUGGUAAAGAGAACCCACCUGAAAGGUGAAUCCUAG
Stegastes partitus (bicolor damselfish) is the source of this 936-nucleotide messenger RNA. RefSeq names its product olfactory receptor 4F5-like. The record is from RefSeq and is a predicted model, not a curated record. The transcript is spliced from 4 exons. Gene Ontology annotation, cellular component: membrane. Gene Ontology annotation, molecular function: odorant binding; olfactory receptor activity; G protein-coupled receptor activity. Gene Ontology annotation, biological process: G protein-coupled receptor signaling pathway; detection of chemical stimulus involved in sensory perception of smell. Lineage: Eukaryota; Metazoa; Chordata; Actinopteri; Pomacentridae. The coding region runs from base 1 to 936 and encodes 311 amino acids.